GGAAAAAUACUUCAUAGUAUUACCUUUUACUAUUAGUAUUCGAAUUCUAUAUGUAAAUUUUUCCAGGAAUUCUAUAUAUAAAUUGGUCCAUCUCCCUCCUCAUAUUCCCCCAUAAAGUAAACAAACAAACUGAAACCCUCAAUUAUGAAACUCUCGUUCUCAAUCCCAUCAAAAUCAUCUUCCAAACGCAAAUUCCCAUCCCCAGUCGAAACUCCACCCGAAUCUCAAACCAACGGAACCUCCAGGCAAUUCGUAACCGAAUUCGACCCAUCAAGAACCCUAAAUAUCUCCAAACCAAAGCUCAUAAUCCCCCCUAAAGAAAACGAAUGGCGCCCCCACAAAAGAAUGAAAAACCUCGCCUUCCUCCCAUCAUUACAGCCCUCCCAUUCCACCGCUUUACAUUUCGAAAUCGCCGCCAACGUUGACGACGCCGGCGACGACACGGGCAUAUCCUACGGCCUCAACAUUCGCAACAACGACGACGGGAGUAAACCCAGCGGCGAUGAUCAGCAGCAGCAGCAGAAUGUAAGUACGGAGAAUAUGCUGUUGGGGAAGCAAAUAUAUGAUUUAGAGAGAUUUCCGGAGGAUCGGGGUUUCGAGGAGUUUACAGGCGUGCAGGUUGACGAGUUUGGCGCCGCGAUAUUGGCCGGGUAUGGAUGGUGUGAAGGGCGCGGUAUUGGUAAGAAUGCUAAACAAGAUGUUAAAGUUAAACCGUAUAGUAAAAGAACUGAUAGGGAAGGUUUAGGUUUUGUUGCUACCCCUAGGGUUAAGAACAAUGAUGUUAAGAUUAGAGACACUAUACCAAAUAGGGUUAGCGAUAGUAGUAAUAGUGAGAAUGUUAAAAGAGGAAGAGAACGGGAUGCGGGUGAUGGGGACGGGUUUUUUGUUGGUAAGGAUGUGAGAGUGAUUGCGGGUGGGAAAGAUAUUUACGGUUUAAAAGGUAGAAUCUCAAAGAGAUUGGGUGUGGAUUUGGUUGUUCUGAAGUUUGCUGAUUAUGAACGCGAUGUGGAUAUGCUUAUUUCGGGUAUUGCUGAUUUGGGUUCUAGAGAAGAAGAGAAGUGUUUAAGAAAGUUGAAGGCUUUACAGAUAGAUUCCAAGCAUAAGCAUAUUGGUGAAUCGAGUAAAGGUAGUAGGGAGAGUGUGAGGAGAGAUAAUGGUCAAGUGAGAGACGAGAGAAAACAGUGGCUUACGAAUCAUAUUCGGGUUAGGGUUAUUAGUAAGCAAUUGAAAGGGGGUAGAUUUUAUUUGAAGAAAGGUAAGGUGGUGGAUGUGGUUAGUCCGAAUGUAUGUGAUAUAUUUAUAGAUGAGACUAAGGAGCUGGUACAAGGGGUAGAUCAGGACCUUCUUGAGACUGUACUGCCUCGUCGCGGAGGUCAUGUGCUUGUACUUUAUGGUAAGCAUAAAGGGGCUUAUGGGGGUUUGAUGGAGAAGGAUUUGGACCGUGGAACUGGAGUUAUACAAGAUUCUGAUACUCGUGAGUUUCUGAAUGUGAAACUUGAGCAGAUUGCCGAGUAUUCGGGGGAUCCCAGCUACAUAGGGUAUUGAUGAAAAGCGGAGUCUGUGUAGUUCUCUCUCAAUAGGGAAGAGACUUUCGUAUUAUAGAUUAAUGUCAACUCAGGAUGAAAAGUUUUUUGUGCUUCAACUGUGUUAUUUUAAUAUGCUUGUGCUACUCUUAUUACUGACUGAAAUUAGCUUUUUUUGAGGCAUCCAGUUCUAGAUCCAUAUGAUUUUAAGCUAUGUUCACAACUAUUUUACACUCUCAGGCAAUCUCUUAAUCCA
Molecule: messenger RNA, 1779 nt
Organism: Mercurialis annua (annual mercury)
Lineage: Eukaryota; Viridiplantae; Streptophyta; Magnoliopsida; Malpighiales; Euphorbiaceae
Product: protein MOS2-like
Exons: 1
Coding region: 145-1545 (466 amino acids)
Biological process (GO): mRNA splicing, via spliceosome
Cellular component (GO): spliceosomal complex
Molecular function (GO): nucleic acid binding
Source: RefSeq, a predicted model, not a curated record